AGAUUGAGAAUGGAGCUUUCCGGUCGGGCGGGAGGAGGUGACGUCAGGAGCGGUGGCGGGCGGGGGCUUCUGGUAGCCCUGGGGACGCUGUAUCUGUGGGCUCUUGAAUCGCGUCACAAAUCAGCGACCGAACUCUGGCGGUGGUGGCUGAGACGGCGAAGGCGGCAGCGGCGGCGACAGCUCUGGGGUUUGCGUCUCGGGGUGUGUCGGCCGCCGCUGCUGCUGGGGCCUGGUAUGUACAGAUGGCUGGUUAGGAUUCUCGGCACCAUUUUCCGUUUCUGCGACCGGUCGGUGCCCCCUGCCCGGGCCCUCCUGAAGAGGCGGCGCUCAGACAGCACUGUGUUUUCUACAGUGGACACUGAUGAAAUACCAGCCAAAAGACCAAGAUUAGAUUGCUUUAUUCACCAAGUGAAAAACAGUCUCUACAAUGCUGCCAGCUUAUUUGGAUUCCCAUUCCAGCUGACCACAAAGCCCAUGGUAACUUCUGCUUGUAAUGGAACACGGAAUGUGGCCCCUUCAGGAGAGGUAUUUUCGAACUCUUCAUCUUGUGAACUGACAGGUUCUGGAUCCUGGAACAACAUGCUGAAACUGGGUAAUAAAUCUCCUAAUGGAAUAAGUGACUAUCCAAAAAUCAGAGUGACAGUGACCCGAGAUCAGCCACGCAGAGUUCUGCCUUCCUUUGGUUUUACUUUGAACUCAGAAGGCUAUAAUAGAAGACCAGGUGGCCGUCGCCAUAGCAGAGGUAAUCCAGAGAGUUCUUUAAUGUGGAAACCUCAGGAACAGGCUGUAACAGAGAUGAUUUCUGAAGAGAGUGGCAAGGGUCUGAGGCGUCCCCGUUGUACUGUGGAGGAGGGUGUUCAAAAAGAGGAAAGAGAGAAGUACCGAAAGUUAUUGGAACGACUUAAAGAAAGUGGUCAUGGAAACUCUGUCUGUCCUGUAACUUCAAAUUAUCACAGUUCUCAAAGAAGUCAGAUGGACACAUUAAAGACCAAAGGCUGGGGGGAAGAGCAAAAUCACGGAGUCAAAACAACUCAGUUUGUUCCAAAACAAUAUAGACUUGUUGAAACAAGGGGACCUCUAUGUUCAUUGAGAAGUGAAAAGAGGUGUUCAAAGGGGAAAAUUACUGAUACAGAGAAGAUGGUUGGAAUCAGAUUUGAAAAUGAAAGUAGGAGGGGAUACCAACUGGAGCCUGACCUAUCAGAAGAAGUGUCGGCCCGACUCCGCCUGGGCAGUGGAAGCAAUGGCUUACUCAGGAGGAAAGUGUCAAUAAUUGAGACAAAGGAAAAGAAUUGCUCAGGCAAAGAGAGGGACAGAAGAACGGACGAUCUCCUUGAACUUACAGAGGACAUGGAAAAGGAAAUCAGUAAUGCCCUAGGCCAUGGCCCACAAGAUGAAAUCCUAAGUAGUGCUUUCAAAUUGCGAAUUACUCGAGGAGAUAUUCAGACAUUAAAGAACUAUCACUGGCUCAAUGAUGAAGUCAUUAAUUUUUACAUGAAUCUUCUGGUGGAAAGAAAUAAAAAGCAAGGCUAUCCAGCACUUCAUGUAUUCAGUACUUUCUUCUAUCCUAAAUUAAAGUCUGGGGGUUACCAAGCAGUGAAACGAUGGACCAAAGGGGUAAAUCUCUUUGAACAAGAAAUUAUUCUGGUGCCUAUUCAUCGGAAGGUACAUUGGAGCCUGGUGGUGAUUGACCUAAGAAAAAAGUGUCUUAAAUAUCUGGAUUCUAUGGGACAAAAGGGCCACAGGAUCUGUGAGAUUCUCCUUCAGUAUUUACAGGAUGAAAGUAAGACCAAAAGAAAUAUUGAUCUGAAUCUUUUAGAGUGGACCCAUUACAGCAUGAAACCACAUGAGAUUCCUCAACAGUUGAAUGGGAGUGAUUGUGGAAUGUUUACUUGUAAAUAUGCAGAUUAUAUUUCUAGGGACAAACCUAUCACAUUUACUCAGCACCAGAUGCCUCUCUUCCGGAAGAAGAUGGUGUGGGAAAUCCUUCAUCAGCAGUUGCUGUGAGAAAACUUUGCCUGGUCCCUCUAGCUGCUGGUGGUUCUUUCACAGACAUUUCCAUAUACCUCAUGCAUUGUGGGUUAAAAAGUCCCUGCAUCACUUCUGUUCUCACAGGUACUGAGCUGUCAAAAGUGCAUGAAGGCCUCUCACUGUACUCUAUCCUGACUUGGGGUGCAGAGGGCUGCUUGCAAUCCUGUUUGUAAGGCUGUGCCUGCUCAGAGCUUUGGACUGUUCAACCCACACAAGAACAAACGCUAACUAAUAUUUUUUUUAAGAGAUUCUUUUCCCUAUGAAUGUGGGAAAUGCAGGAUUUAUUCUGUGAAUUGUUUUCUGUGUGUUUGUUCAGCGUAUUCAUUCACUCACUCGUUUGCAAACAUAAUGGGCAGUGGUCAUUUACUGCUGCUCUUUUACAGAUAGCUCUAAAUUACUUGUUUGAACUAUUUAUUUCUGAAAGGAAUGUUACUCAAGCUGCCACUCCCUGCUGAAGAGCAGGAGGGAACUCUCACUGGGGGCGGAAGGAAGUGGAGCUGGAGCAGUAACUGCCAACAUGAAGCUGGAGGGUUUGGGAUUUUUUUUGUUUUGUUUUUGUUUUUUUUUUUGAGGCUCAAAAAAUGCUGGGAGAAAUGAAAAUGCUGUGGGAUAGGGCUCCCGUUGCCUUUCAGAGGAAGUCUGACACUACAGCAUUGGCGCAGUGCCGUGAACAGUGGGACUGUGCUCAAGGGACUCUGACUGUCCAGCAUCUUCCGAAGAGUGUUGUGGUCAUCUUAAAGAGACUUCCCUUUCUGGAAAUGCGGUGACUUGGCUUAGUCUUCAAGCUGGAUUCAUGGAUUUGAAGUAACUGUAAACCUAAAUCUUCAUUUUCAUCCCAGAUCUGGUUGAGUAUAAACCUCAGAAUUGUAGGGACUGGCCUGAACUGUUUAUUUCAAAAGAUACUAUUCAAUUUAAAGCUAUUUUUCCUCAGAGGUUUUGUUUUCUAUAUAUUAAGUCUAGAUUAAGUUUUCUACUCACGAAGACUAACAUCUCCCCACUCCAUCCCCACUGAAAUUUGUGGAAGAAAAUUUAGUACUUGGCUCUGAGGUUGCCAGUUACACAAUAAUCUAUUUUGCAUAUGAAAGUUUCUAUUUAACUUUUUUGUUCAUUAAAAACCUUACUGAUGUGGUUAUAACUUCAGACAGUUUAGAGUUGGUCAGAACAUAUUUUGCAAGAUCUAGUGCCUAGUGUUGCUUUUCUGAUGUAAUAAAAGGUUGUCUGGCAGAACCUAAAAAA
Nomascus leucogenys (northern white-cheeked gibbon) is the source of this 3264-nucleotide messenger RNA. It is a transcript of the gene SENP2, whose product is annotated as SUMO specific peptidase 2. Gene Ontology annotation, molecular function: deSUMOylase activity. Gene Ontology annotation, cellular component: nucleus. NCBI's taxonomy places the organism in Eukaryota, Metazoa, Chordata, Mammalia, Primates, Hylobatidae. The record is from RefSeq and is a predicted model, not a curated record. Gene Ontology annotation, biological process: protein desumoylation.